Elephantulus edwardii (Cape elephant shrew) is the source of this 1389-nucleotide messenger RNA. RefSeq names its product Williams-Beuren syndrome chromosome region 16 (gene RCC1L). The coding region runs from base 1 to 1389 and encodes 462 amino acids. The transcript has 11 exons. The record is from RefSeq and is a predicted model, not a curated record. Lineage: Eukaryota; Metazoa; Chordata; Mammalia; Macroscelidea; Macroscelididae.
AUGGCGCUGGCUGCGCGGGCGGCGGGGGUUCGGCCGGGCGGGCUGCUCAGCGCCCUGGGGCGGGGGCACCAGACGGCGGCGGGGCGCCCGCGGAGUCGGCGGGAGGAGGCCGAGGCCGAGGCCGAGGCGCCCGCGUUCCAGUACGUGGGGGAGCGCGCGGCGCGCGCCCACCGCAUCUUCGUGUGGGGCUUCAGCUUCUCGGGGGCGCUGGGCGUGCCCACCUUCGUGCUGCCCAGCUCGGGGUCCGAGCCCGGCGCCGGUCUGCGGCCUCGUCGCCGGAUCCAGCCCGUGCCCUACCGCCUGGAGCUGGACCAGAAGAUUUCCUCGGCUGCCUGCGGCUAUGGCUUCACCUUGCUGUCCUCCAAAACCAAGGAUAUUACGAAAGUCUGGGGCAUGGGGCUCAACAAGGAUUCUCAGCUCGGAUUUCACCAGAGCCGGAAAAAUAAAGGUCGCGGGUACGAGUACGUCCUGGAGCCCUCGCCCAUCCCGCUGCCUCUGGAGCGGCCUCAGGAGACCACAGUGCAGCAGGUGUCCUGCGGCCGCGCACACUCCCUCAUCCUGACGGACAGCGAAGGAGUCUUCAGCAUGGGGAACAAUUCUUACGGGCAGUGUGGAAGAAAGGUGGUUGAAGAUGAAGUUUACAGUGGAAGUCACAAAAUCCACAGAAUGCAGGACUUCGAGGGACAGGUGGUCCAGGUGGCCUGUGGCCAGGAUCACAGUCUGUUCCUGACAGAGAAAGGAGAAGUCUAUUCGUGUGGCUGGGGUGCUGAUGGCCAAACAGGUCUGGGUCACUACAACAUGAGCAGCGUGCCCACCAAGCUGGGUGGAGACCUCGCCGGCGUGCACAUCGUGCAGGUGGCCACUUACGGGGACUGCUGCCUGGCCGUGUCUGCAGAGGGCGAUGUUUUCGGCUGGGGGAACUCGGAGUACCUGCAGCUGGCCUCGGUCACGGAUUCCACACAGGUGAACGUCCCCCGGUGCCUGCCCUUCUCCGGAGUGGGGAAGGUGAAGCAGGCCGCCUGCGGUGGGACCAGCUGUGCCGUGUUGAAUGGAGAAGGACAUGUUUUUGUCUGGGGCUACGGAAUUCUUGGGAAAGGACCAAACCUAGUGGAAACUGCUCUUCCAGAAAUGAUCCCACCCACCCUCUUCGGCUUGACGGACUACAACCCCGAGGUCCAGGUUUCCCGAGUGUGGUGUGGACUCAGCCACUUCGCUGCCCUCACCAACAAAGGAGAGCUGUUUGUGUGGGGCAAGAACAUCCGAGGGUGUCUGGGCAUCGGGCGUCUGGAGGACCAGUACUUCCCGUGGCGGGUGACAAUGCCUGGGGAGCCCGUGGAUGUGGCGUGUGGCGUGGAUCACAUGGUGACCCUGGCCAGGUCCUUCAUCUGA